This is a messenger RNA of Linum trigynum, 4079 nucleotides long. NCBI's taxonomy places the organism in Eukaryota, Viridiplantae, Streptophyta, Magnoliopsida, Malpighiales, Linaceae. The record is from the annotation of a GenBank genome assembly.
CUAUUAAACAACGUUAUAUUCAAUAAUAUUACAUUAAAAGUUUGAUGAUAUUCGGUAUGUCCCAAAUAAAUGUACCAAAGUUCCGGCCCAAGAUGAGGUGUGAUAUUAUAUUAAAAUUAAUUAAUUAUGUUAUUUUUGUAAAUUUGUUGUUAAUAUAAUUUAAAAAAUAGUAAUACUAAUGAGCACAUUCAUGAAAAGUGUCAAUUCAUAUAUUAAAUACCUUAUUCUAAAAAAUAUGUUAAAUGUCUUUCCUUUUUUAUAAAUAAAUUUCAUUUUGAAACGCUUUUUCCAUUUAAAAUGUAAUUUGUAAGUAUAUUUUCUCUCCUCGUCGCAUUUUUUUUCUUUUAGUGUACAAAAGUCUCUAUCAUUCUCUGUUCUAUUCUUUCUCUCUCACCUAUAAAAAUUGAAAAUCAUAUGUGAAGAAGAAAAAGAAAAGGAGAAGCCUUGAAUUUGGAGUAUUAAUCGCAAGGAAAUAAGAAGGAUAUUCAAUUGGUUCUUCUACCGCUUUCAGUUGAAUUCAAUAUUUUUCUUAUUAGUCUGAGUUGGUUUGCCUUCUAUUUUCUUCUUUGAUUCAGAUUUUCGUUGAUCUUUAUAGAGUGUUGUUGCUCUUUCCUGCAUAAGGGGUGUGUCUUCUUUUCUUUCUUGUUUCCUCUUCUCUUGGGGGACAGUUGGCUAUAUUUAUUGUAUGACGCGAAAAUAAACGAAAUAAUUGUUUUCCAAAUCGCACUCUUCUGCACAAAAUCUGAGCUCCCAAAAAUAAAUUCUUGAAUUUUCUACGCUCUGCUUCAAAUCCUCAUUUUUUACGAUCUAAUGUAGGAGCGUUUGGGCUGAACCAACAAAUUUGUUUACCUAAAUUUCUAACUUCUCCAUGUUUAGGACAAAAGUUAGAGAAUCAUUUUAACAGAUUAGGCUUAUUGGAGAGCAGAUUAGGCGAGUAACCAUCUCAUGCAUAGUUAUUCUCGAGUUAAAGCACAAAAAUUUAUAUCUCAAUCUUUUUAACUCAAUUAUUUUUAAUAUAAAAAUUAGAUUAAUUAUGCUUUAAAAAGUGAAAUCCUUUUUGAUAUAUUUUCGAGAAAAAAAAUAUUAAUCGAGAUUUUUUUAGUACAAUAUGUCAUGGUGUCAUGGUGGUAGAAAUAUAGCAUAAUAUAUAAUUAUUGUAUACAUGAUUGGUAGAAAUAUAUUAACGGUCUACCAACGUCUACCAUCAUCUACCGCUAUGGUGGAGAGCGGUAUAGUUGGUUCCAAAAUUAUCCUGGGAACUAUAUCGAGAAUUAACAUAAUUUUUUUUGUAUAUCACAGUUCCUUAUGUGCAAUAUUAUUUUUGAAAAUUGGAAUUAAAAUAAAAUAGGUAUAUGGCGGUAACAGAUAGUCCGUAAUUAUUUUCCCCAAAAUAUAUUAUUUUAUAGAUAAAAAUGAAAAUGUAUUUUUCCUGCGCAAAUGUUCGAACAUUUGAGAUUUUGCAUCACUUAUUGGACACGAAAAGUAAGAAUCCAGUUAGGAAAAGGAUUUCCAUUCUUCCCAAUUCGCAUACCUCUUCCUCUUAUAUUCCAGUCUUCUUUCUCAUUAAUUCUUUCAUUUUUUCCGCAAACAUGCAGAGCCACCAUGGCACUGAAGCACACAACAAAGAGAAAGAGGAGGAAACGUAGCAGCAGGGGAAGACCACCUCCUCGUCAUCAUCAACACCUGACCAACCUCCCUCAAGACCUUUUGGCAAGGGUCCUCUCCCAUGUCGCCUCCACCUCCAUAUCCAAUCUCUUCAACGCCAGGCGAGCCUGUAAGUGCAUGUUCGCAGCUUCCUCACACCGCAUUGUACUAGAACAUGCUGCCAUCCUGGACAAGUUCUCCUCCAUCAACCACCGCAAUUCCUGGUCUUUCCUCCAACAGUGCGUGGAGAGUGGCAACCGAGAAGCCCUGUUCUGCAUCGGAAUGGCAGAGUACUUCUUCGCAGUGGCAGAAUCAAAAGUAGAAAUUAGAGUCCAACCCUUCCACCUCCGUCACUGCUUGGAGGCAGAGUCUGGGAUUCGCCGUCUGAGGGACGCAGCAGGGAAGGGCCACGUGGCGGCGAGGUACGUGUGCGGGAUGAUUCUCUUGUGUGUUGCCAUCGAAGAGGAGAGGAAGGAAGGGUUGGGGUUUCUUGAGGGAUUGAGGCGGUCGGAGACUAUAAGGAAUAAGUGCAGGGAGGCGGUGAGGUCUGUGAUGGCACAGUUGCGGUGGAUCAACAACGGCAAUGGACUGGCGACGAGGUGCAACUGGGUAGGGAAGGUCGACGACGUCCGGCGGGGGAGUUGCAGCUGCAAGUGCGUUGAGAGAGAGAAGUUGAAGAGUUUUAGUAGGAAGAAUCCGGACUUGGUGUGGCUGCGGAGGGAGGAACGAGUGUUGGAAAUGGUGGAGAGUGGGCUUUGUGAUUCCUGUUUCUGGGAGGCUGAAUUGCCUGUGUUUUGCAACAUGUUAGGGCCGCACAAUAAUGUGUUUCUUGUGUGAAUUAAUUGUUUAGAAUGUUGCAAAGGUUUUCGUAGAUGAGAGUAUUUUAUUCACCAAAACUACUCGCCCAGAGUGUGAACAAUCGAAGAAUAUACUAAGCAUUUUAUGAGGUUGUACUUGUAUCAGGACAACAAAUCAACACUAUGAAGACGAGAGUUUUAACUUUAGUCGAAACAUUGAUUAGGAGAAAAGAAAAGGAAUGGAUGAAAUACUAUGAAUGAAGAGCGUUAACCAUCAUGUCAAUUGUUAAAUACUUAGGCCUGCCUAUAAAAGUGGACGAGAAAUAAAAACUUUUGAAUAUUUAGUGGAUAUGAUGAGAAAGAAAGUAAAAAUUCGGAAGACUCAACUACUAUCCAGUGCAUGUAAGGAAGUUCUUAUAAAUUCAGUCGCUCAAACACAAAUAAACUUCGCACUGUCAGUAUUAUGAUACUCAUUGGGGUGCUUUUUUUUAUAUAAAGGUGAUGCCAUUUUACCCAUUGGGGUAUUUAAAGAGGUUUAAAAAAUCAUUGCGAAUUUUUGGCGAUGAAACAACAUGAUAAGAAAAGAACACUUUGGAUGAAAUGAGAAGUGAUAUGUAGACCAAAGAAACAAGGUAAAUUGGGUUUUAGGUUCCUGCAAAAUUUCAAUUAGGCCUCAUAGGAAAACAGUUUAGGAGACUUAUGCAAAAUCUAGAUUUCCUAGAGUCACAAGGGAUAAAAUGCUAAAUAUCAUCCUAACUGGGAGAUUCUGGAAGCAUACGAACGUUGCAUCCCGAGUUUUGUUUGGAGAGGUUUAAUGGUAGUGAAGUAGUUAAUUGAAAUGGAUUCAAGAUGGCGGAUAGGUAAUGGAGAUAUGGUAGAUAUAUGAUCGGACAAGUGGUUCCCAAGUUCAUAGGCCAGAAAUGCACGUGGUUUAGUCUCUUAUUUGGGCCCAAAUGUAUACAUUUCAACCCUCUUUUCUUAUUCGUUUAGCUUAGUAUUUCAUCGUCCCUCAACAUAUUUCACGCUAGGUUGUGAUUGUUUUGAUACAUUUCAUGUCCUAGCACGUGUGGAAGGUUCGAUGUCGAAUUUUGGGAUAAUUGGAGGUUAAAAAGCGCAAAAACCGAAGAAAAGUCCAAAGUGCAGGCGUCCAGGAAGCAGCCGCAGUUUACGGUCAAACAAGGGAGUUCACGGUCUCCUAGGACCGUGAACUGGAGCCACAAACCGUGAACAUCGAGCAGUCCAGCGAGGUUUCAGAGGUUACUGACGUCAAGGGAGUUCACUGUCGCUAAGACCGUGAACUGGGGCCAUUAACCGUGAACCCAGGAGAGUGAAGUGGUGCGUUUUGGAGACGACUGAGUUCACAUGCGCGUUUAGCUGUUCACGGCCGUGAACUGGCCAACGCGUCCAUGAACUUCUCACUUUCGGACAAAUAUGAAGACAGCAGCGGGGAGAGAGAAAAGGAGGGUUGGUUUUUUGGAGAGAAAUUCAAUUUCCUCUCUAGGGUUUGCCCCAAAACACCAAAGGGGAGUUCUAGUGAGAAAGGGAGAGAGCGCUAGAGUGAUCUUGGAGCAUCAUUGGAGGCUUGGGUGGAUCUUGAAGACAAGGAUUCAAGCCUAGAAGUAAAAGAUCUUGAGAAGC